AAUCUCUUUGACUCAUUAAAACCAUACGCUGGAGCCGCCAAGCUUUCCGAUGACGACUUCGAUAACUUCUUGAAGUCGUGGACAGAACUGCCUGGAUUCCCGGUUGUUAAUGUUACCCGUAACUAUGAUUCCAAAACAAAAAGGUUUCUUUUCAAGGGUGAAGGAUCACAGUUAUAUUAUGUUCCCAUAACUUGGACAAUGGAAGGUCGUUCUUUUGAAAUCUGGAGACCGAACCAUUACCUUACCCCGCAAAAUCCGGUGAUGGAUUUGGAUGGAGUAGUUUGGCCU
Molecule: messenger RNA, 288 nt
Organism: Gryllus bimaculatus (two-spotted cricket)
Lineage: Eukaryota; Metazoa; Arthropoda; Insecta; Orthoptera; Gryllidae
Source: the annotation of a GenBank genome assembly